Messenger RNA from Mugil cephalus (flathead mullet), 2366 nucleotides. Its product is annotated as protein furry homolog-like. Lineage: Eukaryota; Metazoa; Chordata; Actinopteri; Mugiliformes; Mugilidae. Bases 91 to 654 code for a protein of 187 amino acids. Gene Ontology annotation, cellular component: cell cortex; site of polarized growth. The transcript has 3 exons. The record is from RefSeq and is a predicted model, not a curated record. Gene Ontology annotation, biological process: cell morphogenesis; neuron projection development.
AACCCAGGACACCUCAUCUGUCUAAUCACACGAUCAUCAGAGUCAUUUCACUGCGAGUCGGACCAUUACGCUGUCGUGUGACUCUUAUUUAUGCUUCUGUGUCCGCAGGAGCUGGAGUUGUGCCGGAGGCUCUAUAAGUUGCACUUUCAGCUGCUGCUGCUGUUUCAGGCCUACUGUAAGCUCAUCAGCAGGGUGGACACCAUCAAGAGGGAGGCAGAGGUGACCAACAUGUCUGAGGAACUCACCAUCCUGGAGAGCUGCCUGAAGGAGGCGGAGACGGGAAACGACGGUCAGGAAGACGUGUGCAUGUCAGACAACGCCCAGACCAACACGGAGACGGCCAUCCAGUCUCUGAUUGAGACCCUCAGAGCCAGGGACUUCAGCUCCGCCCUCACACAGGUCAAAGUCUUUAGGUCUUUGUGGCCCAACGACAUCUUUGGCAACGAGACAGAUAACGCAGUCCAGACCCUCCUGCACAUCUACUUCCGCCACCAGACGCUGGGCCAGACGGGCUGCUUGGCGGUGGUGGGCCCCAGCAGGGACCUGUCUCAGGCCAGCACCCGCCUCAUGGAGCUCAACCUGCAGAUCCGCGAGGCUCUGAGUCGGGCGCAGGUCUACCAGCCCCACACCACCAUGGUCAGCACUGGACUGUGAGCCUGUGGUACCACCAGCCGGACUAGACUGGACAAAAACACCCCCUCCUCCUCCUCCUCCUCCUCCUCCUCCGCCUCCUCCUCCUCUACCUCUACGCAGACCUCACCUCAGCUGUAGAGAGAGGGUAGACAGAGAGGGGAGGAGGACAAGAGAGACUCCACCUAUAAAGGGCUAAAGGAUGCGUGGGAAUAACUGUGACUCUUAAUAUAUAUUAUUACAUGUAUGAAUGCUUAAAGCUAAUAUCUUUUCCCAGACUAAGCCAACUUGCAAAAUUCAGCUGCAAUAAGUCAUGCGGAGACGUGCCUGGGAGAGAGAAAGAGAGGGAGCGAUGGGAGGAUUUGUUUUGUUUUUGUUUUGUUUUUGUUUUUUUGUUUUUUUUUUUUGUUUUUUGCUGGAUCUGACGUGAAUGGCCUCCUCGCGGGCCCCGGCUUGGGAGAUGUUGUUGAAGCGUGGAAGACGGUCCAGAGGAGGCGCCAUACGCUUCAGGACAAAUCGUCGAGAUUCACGAGCAAAAAUCUUGUUUAAAAAAAAAAAAGAAAAAAGAAAAAAAAAAUCAAACGCAUGCUUGAAAGAGGAAAGCACUGCAAGAAUAUUUUUUUGAGAAAUGUAUUUUUUAUUAGAGCUAACAUCCUAGGUUGUAAAUGUUAGGAUAUUUAACAUGUAAUGUAACCCUGUGGGAAAACGUUUGCCUUCAGGGAGUGUAAAAAGAGAAAUAUAUCUGUUUAUUGAUCUGCUCUGAGAGGAGAGUCCCUUCAACAGGUCUUCACGCAAAACUCACUCUUUAACCAAAUAAGUAGAUGCCUUUAGAGACUCUUGACUGUGUGGUUUAUGUUGGAUUUUCCGAUAUACGCUCACACACAAAUGCAUAUAAUUGCACACAGGUGCAGACUGGCUACAGCUCAUUAUGGAAACAUAACUUAUUUUACUCUGUAUAUAUUUUAGAAAAUGUAUAGUGUAAAACCAGUAUUUUUCCCUUGUACUUUUUGUGUAAUGCACUGUUCAUCCGAAUAGGAUGUAUGUAUAAAGCUAAUGUGAUGAGAGAAAGCCAGGACCAGAUCUGAGUCAUUAAUGAUCCGCUCCACCUUUGGUCAUCCGGUCACACAAACUCCAACAUUUCCCAAAGGCUGCCUUGGUUGUGGGCGUGGUCUCAUCGCCAGCUUGGGAGUAGCCGUUUGUGACAGCGAUGGCACGGGAGAUCAGAAGUAGCCUCCAUCUCCUGGUGGUCUGCACCAAUCCAGCCAAACCAUGUAUGUAUGCAUUCCUUCUCUCCACUGUGACCUUUUUCGUUAGCUUGGUGCCCCAGCGUAGGCUCUGCUUCACGCCUUUUGAUGCAGAGACUUAGUCCACAUAGGCUGAUCACGCCGCAAAGCAGCGCCCCGCCCUCCGCCGCGUUUUGAUCCUGUUUUCCGAGGGGAAGCUGCGCUGCGCUUUCAGACUGACCCUACUCGCUGCUGUGACUGCAGGACAUGAACCGUUAUCUGAAUGCUUUUUGAAAAGCUUGUCAUGGCACAUUGUAACAGUCACUGUACUCAUUCCUCAGAGAGCUUUCACCCCCCCCUCCUGCUUGUCUGGUACAUUUGAAUGCUGUUCUUAAUUAUUUAAUGAAUAUAUUAUUUACCUGGAAGACGUUUUAAUGUAGAGCUGCAUUAUACUUUUUUUUCCUUGUUCACUCACAUACCAGCCUUCUCUCUGAAUAAAAACCUAAUCAUACA